Messenger RNA from Aureobasidium musti, 1875 nucleotides. The record is from the annotation of a GenBank genome assembly. Lineage: Eukaryota; Fungi; Ascomycota; Dothideomycetes; Dothideales; Saccotheciaceae.
AUGCCUGAGAUAAUAACAUCGUCAGACGAAACUCCACAUACAGCACUCAUAUCAGAAGAGUCCUCUGCUCAGAGUUCAGAUGCUGCACAACAACUCGGUAGCUGGCGGUUUACCGUACGAGCAGGGAUUCUCAUCACGAGUCUUGUCGCACUGACAAAUUUGGGUUGUUUGAUAUGGGCAUCGACCCUUGACAUUGAGGAUGGGUCUGCAACUAUCUUCGAAGGCUCUUGUAAGGAGUCGAAGAGGAUAACAUUCUGGGUUGACCUGGCUAUCAACAUCCUCUCUACGCUUUUGCUCGGAGCCAGUAACAACUGUACCCAACUUCUUGUCGCACCUACCAGGAAGGACAUAGAUGAUGCUCACGCUGCUGGAAAGUAUCUUGACGUGGGCGUGUCUUCCAUGCGUAAUGUUCUGGCUGUGAGUCGCUGGCGCCAGUGGCUUUGUGCUUGCCUAUUCCUAAGUUCGAUACCACUGCAUCUUCUCUACAAUUCAGUCAUCUUCUCGACAUUAUCUGCAAGCAGCUAUAUGGCAGCAGUAGUUACCGAUGACUUUCUGGAAGGGGCAGCUUGGAACAAUAGCAGACUCGACCUCUUGCAAGAGAGCGAAACCACAGGGCAAAGACAACUAGCGCGUUUGCAGAACAGCACCGACCAGUUGCGAAGAUUAGAGAACAAAGACUGCAUUAGAGCAUACGGCACAAAUGUUCUUCAAUCCAGCUGGAAGAAUGUGUUGGUUGUAUCGGACGCUAAUGUGACAGGGCCUUUGAUCAGGGCGUACUAUCACCAUGUCGACCUUGCGGCCAAUGACCUGAGCUGGAUUUGUGGCAAGCAGGCAAUAGCAGUGACGAGCGAGUGCGACACUAAGCUCAUGCUCUCCAAUCCCAGAGACUGGACCAUCAGAGAUAUGGAAACCAACCAGGAUAAAGAGCUAGUGGUAGGACUUGGGUCGUCACUCUAUGGUUCCUCAAUGUUUGGAUCAGGUCCCACGGGACCCUGGUUUGAAGCAUCAGUCCAAUAUUGUCUCGCUGAAGAAGCCAAAGAACGAUGUGGCGUCAAGAUAAGUACACCGUUACUUGGCACGGUACUGCUCUGCAAUCUGAUCAAGGUGGCAUGUCUGACAUACGCGCUCCUCGUCCGGGACUUUGACCCUAUGGCUACAGUUGGCGAUCUGAUCAGCUCAUACCUGGACGAUCACGAUCCUUAUACGCAUGGCCGAGGCCCUAUCGCGGACAUAGAUGUACGUUUCAAGCCGAUGCGCAGACUUCUCAAUGACUAUCGAGAACUAUCCAUGGAGACCUACAAGGGCAACAAUUUUAAAAUAUACACGCUCUCGCGCAUGUGGAAAGAUGGUGUCGGUACUGUCUCGGUCAAUUACCUUGUUGGCGCAACUAACGAUAGAUCGCUGAUUGAGAAUGUUCUCCUGGCCAACACACCUCAACUCGCCAUCUCGUUCAUCUACGUCUUCUACAACAACUGCUUGACAAGGAUGAUGUUCGGACAAGAGUACUCAGAUUACGCCAGACACCGGAUCAACGUCUUUGACUACGACGGGAACGCAAUUACCCAGAGGAUCUCUGCUUGUGGCUUCUCGUCCAUGGCUAUCGUGCUGUCGCUCUUCGUCUCUGGGACCAUCAUCCUGACAUUGUUGGCAAAUGGUGCGAGGAAGCUUGAGCCUGGUAUGCCGUUGGCUUCGAGUUGCAGUCUGGCCAUCACUGCCGCCUGCCACACGGUUCCAGGAGAUGAGGACGCCAGGUUGUCGCCGCUGAAGUAUGGAGUUGUGAUUUCUGAGGAGUCCGAUAGCGACAACGAGUACGAGCAUGCAUGUUUCAGUAGCAAGAAGGUCAUGCCAUUGGUUGAUGGGCAUCUGUACAACUAG